Messenger RNA from Osmia lignaria (orchard mason bee), 6573 nucleotides. RefSeq names its product smallish (gene smash). Gene Ontology annotation, cellular component: stress fiber. The record is from RefSeq and is a predicted model, not a curated record. Gene Ontology annotation, molecular function: myosin II head/neck binding. Gene Ontology annotation, biological process: positive regulation of stress fiber assembly; regulation of focal adhesion assembly. Lineage: Eukaryota; Metazoa; Arthropoda; Insecta; Hymenoptera; Megachilidae.
ACGCAGUAAUCGAAUCGCAUCGUCAGUCCUUCACGGUAAGCCGGUUCAUUCGGUUAACUUCGUUCGUCUCUGUUGUUUGCAAUAAUCGUCCUCGUAGGUGGCUGCGUACACGCUUUUCUUUCACUCUCUUUUUCUCUCGUGUCAAACAAAAUAAUCCCUUCAGUGAUCAGUAAUCCCCUCGUGCUAUCAUCGCGUACGGUCAGUGCGUAUUGUUGGUGGACAAACUUCCUUGACGACGAGGCUGUUCAGUUUGUGGAUUUCUACCCUCUGCAUCCCUGUGGAUUACUCGACGUCCCGCAACGGGAUCUUCUAUCAAAGGUGAGUGCAGCUGAUCCAAGGUCUCGGGACAAUUUUUCGAUGCAUCCUCCAGUUGCGAUCCGUGGAUAUGGGGUCAGGGACGAGGCGUAGGAUGGGCCCGACCGUGCGAGGAGUCGUGCUACACUGAAGAGGAGGUGCUCCCCUGAAAAAGAGAGAAAAGGAGGAAGGAACGAAGGAUGCCUGCCUCGCAAUCCGCCGCCACAGAGCGGCGAAACGAGAGGAUGAUGACACACGAGCCGCCAAAAUUAAAGACAACCCUGAAAACGCCUCCUAAACAAGCGACCAAUCCCCUUCAAUUCGUCAAAGUUGGACCGUGCUCGUUGUAUCGUACCGCUCAAGAGCAGUUGCAAAAGGUUCAGGAAGUGAAGAAGAUCAAACAGGAGGUUCGCGAUGAUCCUGAAGAUUGGCAAUCGAAUUUGGACAACUGGAAAAGCAGUCGAAGGAAGCGUCAAGAGCACAUAAUCGAGCGGGUGGUCGAGGUGAAGAAACUCGAGCUGGAGGAACAUGAUCGGCAGCGUCGUCGAAGCAAGACUUUCUCAGAAAUGAUGGAAGAGAGGGGCAAUAGGGGUCGCAAACUGAGCAUCAGCUUGGCCAUGUACCACGAAGAAGAUGCCAACGACCUGAGCGACCUUGGUAUAGGAACCAGCAGCGGAAAGAGCUCGGUUAGCGGCGACACACAUGAUGACACACACAGUGUCUUGAGCGACAGAGACAGCGAAAUCGAGAAGAAUCACUCGGACGUGGACAACGUGGCGAGCGAGAGCAUGAUAGGCAGCGACAACACGACAUCAUCGACGACCACGACAGCAACGACUACGACGACGAAGAAACCGUUCGGGAACGGCUUCCACAGCAACCAUAAUCACAACAACCAAGAGUACGAUUCGGCGACCACAGCGACGACCAGCUCUCCGGAACCGGAAGAGUACACGUACGAAGGUGCGAUCCGUGGUUACGUGUCUCGAGUAUCGCAAAACAUACCGAGGCGAUCCUUAGCCAGUUUGGAUGCUAAAUUGGAAAGCUCGAAGUCAUCGACGAACGGCUCUAAGACGAGCUUAAACGACGACACAAAGUCCGCUGUGCCGGUAGUGAAGGUGGACAUCCUGAAGAGGCGAGAGAUCUUCGAGAAAGCAUCGCAGAAGAACAGCGAGAGUAAAGCGAACAACAGGCUCUCCGGCGAUUUCACCAACACGAAAUCGAUCAAGGAAAGGCUGUCCAACUUGGAGAAGCAGAAGCACGACGCAGAGAGCAAUGACAAAACUGGAAAGGCGUUGAGCAGACUGUCCGGUGACAUGAGCUCAAUACGUGAGAGAUUAUCACACCUGGAGAAACAGGCCUCCGAGAGGGAAAACAAAAAUUCGGCGCAUCGUAAGCUGAGUACCGAGGAAUUGGAGACAGUCAGACCUCUUAGAGAGAGAUUGUCCACUCUAGAAAAGUAUAGCAGCAGCGACGAGUCAUCCGCACCGGGUACAGCUCACGAGUCCAGACACAAUGGCGAGUUGUCAGCCAGGACGAUCAAGGAUCGCUUGAACGCCCUGGACGCUGCUAGGAGCAAGGAAGCCGAGAAGAGAUCCUCCGUAGUCAAGCACUCGCUGUGCUUCCGGGACCAGGAAAAUAGAAUCGACACUUCGACUCCCAGCGAAAGAAGCUCGUCACCCGAUUCGGAGUACCGAGUGCCCAGGGCAGCCUUCCACCGAAGCCUGGACUCUCUGGACGCUGAUGCCUCCAGUGGUCCCGACACCUUCGAGCGUGUACAAAGCCUGGAGGAACUCGAUUAUGGCAGACGUUACCCGGCAUCCUCGUCGUCAGCUGAAUUGUUGAACGAUACCGAUCGAGAGGAUUCAGGGAUUCAUACAGCAGACGUGAGCUGCUCUGUUAGCCAAGCUGACGAACCGGUGGAUGAGGAUAUCGUGCAUACCAGCACGAUUAUUGAGAGACAACAGGAAGUGAUCCAAGAGACACCGGAAGAACCUCGUGACGUCGAGACAGUUGACGAUACUGUCUCUGAACAGUGCACCGCGGGAUCCGUGAACGACAUUUCGACUUCUGCCAGCCAGCCGGAAGCAGUAGUAACAAAGAAGGGUACUGCUGACACUUCUGGGGAACUGUCGACUAACAAAUCACAAUCGCAGGCACACACAGAGGUUACUAACUCUAGUACACUUCGUCCCUGUCCUGCUACGAGUCGCCCGAUCGUUUAUCAAAGUCCCAAAGUACCUCCGCGAAGAACACCUCCCGAAACUCUUCCCAAACCAAAGUUACCCAUCUUCAAAGAUCAAGUCGAAAGCAAAGCAGACUCCCAGUCUGCUAAAGAGUCUGCCAAGUUUUGCUCCGAAGAGCAAGAUUCCAAACGUAGCGUCGAUGAAACGAAUCAGAGUCCCUCGAAAGAGGACUCAUCCAAAACUACGACCUCUUCGCCAUCACCCGACUCAGCCAUAGUAGACAGUUGUCCUCUGUCGCCUGUCAGGACGGCGAUCGUCCCGACGAACCUUCAACUAGACCCAAACACUACCUCAUCCAAAGAAGUUCCAAAAACCACCCCAGUCACCUCUCCACGCGCACUCUCCAAGAUUCCUACCCCGCUUCCUCGAAAGACAAUAGGCGCUAAAUCAUCCCCGACGAGUUCCACGUCUUCCCUAAGCCCACCCAUCUCACCAUCCUCUCCCAAAACACCAUCCAUAAAGGUAAGAAGCAUUAAGAGUCCAACUAAUCAAUCGUCGCCAUCUCCUCAGUUCUCGAAAGCCUCAGAAAUACCCGUACCUGUUUCUCCCUCGUCCACUUCGGAACAGUCCUCGAAACACGUUCCCAGUCCCAAACACCAGGUGACGGUGGGCGAAGAGACACUAGCUGCGGAGAGACGGCGAACGGUGGUGGAGAUUUGCGAGAAGGUGGUGGUACCACGUGGCAAGACACCCACUAGCCCUCCAGUGACGCCAUUCAUCACGGUGGAUCGCGUCGGUGAGAAGCAGAGCUCAACGACCGAGGAACCGAUCGUUACCGAGAAAGCGGACGAAGAGGAAGCAUCGACGAUCUGCCAGACGAGCUCACCAGUCGUCCACGAAGAGCACGAGGGAAAGGAAACUGCGAUGAUCGAGACUUUUGAACCACCGCGAAAGUCGAUCGAAGAGUCGAUCGAUGCACACGAUGCACCUGAGAAGGAGGUGGCGAACGUCCCUGCUGCUGAAAGACCGACGACCUUGACCCUCGGCAAACCGGAAAUCCCGAUGAUGGACACGAUGAAUCUACUCAGCCCGGUAUCGCCCAUCUCGAAACAGAUUCUGCCACUGAAUUUGUCCAGUGAUGAGGAAAUAGUCACAGGACUAUCGUUUCCUCUGGGACCACCAACCAGUGUGGAACCUCCGAAAGAAAAACCACCCCCACCACCAGUAGAUGUCAGCGAUGAAGAAAAUCUUCCAAUAGAACCCUUGAAGAGAUUGAAUUCUACCCGUAGAAUAAAAAAGGAACUUCGUACCAGACGCUCUGAUUUUCUUGGAAUCGAAGGGGUAAACGAUGACGAGUUGGAACGCGAGCUUACCCUGACGAAACCACCAGACAUGGCAGCGAUUCUCGCCGAAGAGAGACGCAUCGAGCAACUUCAUCGUCGUUCCUACGACACAGACAGCAACUAUGAGCAAGACUCCAGCCACGAAAGAGAUUCUGGGGUUGAAUUAGGCCAUGCCGAAGACUGGACGAAACAACCGGUCAGCCCUGAUAUGUCCCAACAUAGCAGGCAAAGUAGCGAACCGUUUGGUGCGAGUGUCACUUCCUCGGAGGAAGACGAAAUCACGAAGAAAGAAAGGGAAAUCAUCGAGGUGCUUGAGAAGGAGGAACAGUGGCGGUACGGGAACAAUCGUGAAUUGAACAGUGACUUGGGCGAGAAAUUGGCGCACAAGCUGCGCGAGCUCGAAGAGGAGAAGAUGCAACUGGAGCGGGAACGCGCCCAGGAAACGGCCCUUCGCCGACAGGAAGAGACUCUACGAAAGAACGAGGACAACAUGCGCAAACAGGAGGAAACGUUGCGCAAACAACAAGAGGAAACCGCUAGACAACAAGAAGCGGCACGUGCCGAGGCUGAAGCGAAACGCGCUGAAGAGAUGAGGCAGAAAGAGGAGGAACUCAGGGUGCAGGCGGAACAAUUGAGGAUUCAGAAUGAAAUUGAGGAAGAAAGGAGAAUCGCUGAUGCUCGUAGAAUCGAAGAGAAACGCAUCAGGGCUAUGGAAAAUCAAAUUCGCGAGCAAGAGAACACAACAUUGAGUGGUGCUGGUUUGAACGACGAAGAAGACGAAUUUGCUUCUGGGGAAGUACUCAGAGUGGAAAGGGAAUUGCUUCAGUUAGAACAGGAAGAAUUGAAACGUCAACGAAACAAUCUAGCAUACCGCGAACAAAAGCAGCUUAAACUGGCAGAACAAUUACAGGAACAAUGGAAAUCGUUGCAAGAUGUUGCACAUAGCUCGGCGAACAACAUUCAACCAUUCAAAAGUCAGCCACCGGUGAAUUAUAGGUCAUCGAUGCCGAAUCUUCAGCUUCAAGACGCGCAAAGAAGAAGACCUCCACCUCCUCCGAUACCUCCGGCUAAACCGUUGCGUUUGGUAGAUCAAAGGCAAAGGGAUGUUACUAUUAGAAACAGCAGAAUUCCAUCGGCGGAUUCGAUUCCUCAACAAGUGGAUGCAUCCUUGAGACACAGUGCAUCGGUCACGACACUUUCGAGCCAUGCAGGCCAACAGAUGAGCAGACAGACGUUGCAGGCGCUUAGUGCAGUUCCUCGACCACGAAUUGUUCAGAGCGAUCAGUGGGUGCAACGAAGGAAGAGCGACGUGCCAAGGGGUGCUCACGAUUUGAAUUAUCAGCACUGGCUCAUUCAAGAAGCGGAGCAGAGAAGAAUUAGCGAAAAGAAUCAGCGAUCCCCAGGCCGGAAAUCUCAGAUGCACGUAACAGGAACCUCGGUUCCUUAUGCUACCGCUCCAACGAGGACGGACAGUAAACCAUUACCUGAUUCUAUUAUACAAACCCUCACACAAAGGGUGCAAAACAGAGCGCAAGAGAAGCCUCUACCACCCAGAAGAAGAUUGGAACAUAGUUCCAGCCAGGAACAUCUGUCUACGUUGCACCAACCGCAGCAACAUGUGCUCCAGCAACAAAAAUCUCAACAACCACCACCGAUCAACAAUGAAAAUCAGGAGAAAAUGUUGAGCGUCAGUGGUAAAAAGAAGUGUUCGCAUUGUGGAGAUGAAUUAGGUCGAGGUGCUGCAAUGAUCAUCGAAAGCCUGCGACUGUUCUAUCACAUGGAAUGUUUCAAGUGCUGCGUGUGUCAUGUGCGGCUCGGUGACGGACUAAUGGGAACAGACGUGCGUGUUCGGAAUCACAAGCUUCACUGCCAUAACUGCUACUCCAGUGACGACGGUGUCAAGUUCAGUUGCGUGUGAAACGAAACGGAACCAGGCUAAUGGGUGCACACUGACUAACUUGAAUAUAGCAUCGUCCGGCUAUAUUUUAUAAGUUAUAGUUGACCAUUUAGCUAGCCGUAACACGCGAGAGUGACGCCAACAGAUUUUCUUUUUAUAUUUCUGUACAUAACACUCCGACAGACAAAAAAAAAGCAAACCAGAUCAAUGAACACGAGAAGUUCACCUUUCUCGUAAAUUUUAUUUUGAACUGGUAACAAGAUUUCUUUUCAAUCGACUAACCGUUAGAACGUGUAAAUAAACGUGUAUUUAUGUAAUUAGCGUAAAGAUAGGGAAUUGAGAGAAGAAAUCACAAAGGCAGCUGUUGUCCGCCGUUUAGCCUCGAUAUCGGCAAUCAUUCACUGUAUAUUUUUGUAAUAUAGUUACCCCGUGGUAUUUAUGAAAGAUCCCGGAUAUAUGAAGGCUAUAAUAACACAACAAACCCUCUAUCCUUUACACUUCUAUAUUUUCUCUCUAUUUUUAUUAAUUUUUUUUUUCAGUGCUUACAAUCAGUAGAUGAUUUUUAAUUUCAGUUAAAUUGAUUGAUUCCUUUUAUGAAGAUCGUUCGGAUCUUUUAAUUGAUCGUUAACACAUAGAAGCUGCAUAACGAGAUGCGAUUUCGAGUAUUAAUUUCUUUUUUUUUUUCUUUCUUUAUUUUCUUCUGAUACCGAUGGGACGAUGAUGGCCAAGGGGGUAUCUAUCGUUCGCAUUGGUAAUGCUAAUUUGCUAUUGUGAAAUAUUGUAUGAUACGUAUCUCGUGUUACUGCAACAUGUAAUUUUAUAUAUUAUCGAGAAUAAAUGUUUAUUAUAGCGA